Messenger RNA from Drechmeria coniospora, 486 nucleotides. Its product is annotated as vacuolar ATP synthase 16 kDa proteolipid subunit 2. Gene Ontology annotation, biological process: proton transmembrane transport. Lineage: Eukaryota; Fungi; Ascomycota; Sordariomycetes; Hypocreales; Ophiocordycipitaceae. Gene Ontology annotation, cellular component: proton-transporting V-type ATPase, V0 domain. Gene Ontology annotation, molecular function: proton-transporting ATPase activity, rotational mechanism. The transcript has 6 exons. The record is from RefSeq and is a predicted model, not a curated record. Bases 1 to 486 code for a protein of 161 amino acids.
AUGGAUUCAGAGCUCACUCCCAAAUUCGCCCCAUUCAUUGGGAUGGCUGGCAUUGGGGCCGCCAUGGUCUUUGGGUCCAUCGGCGCCGCCUACGGUACCGCGAAGUCGGGAAUCGGCAUCGCAGGCGUGGGAACGUUCCGACCAGACCUAAUCAUGAAGUGCCUAAUCCCCGUCGUCAUGUCCGGCAUCAUCGCCGUCUACUCGCUCGUCAUUUCGGUCCUCAUUGCCCAGGACCUGAACCCCCCCGGCAACGAAAGCUACUCACUAUUCGCUGGUUUCAUGCAUCUAGCAUGCGGCACCGCAGUUGGCAUGACUGGCCUCGCCGCCGGCUAUUGCAUCGGCAUCGUUGGUGACUCGGGCGUUCGCGCCUACAUGGAGCAGUCGAGGAUCUUUGUCGGCAUGGUUCUCGUUCUCAUUUUCGGCGAAGUGCUCGGCCUCUAUGGCCUCAUCGUCGCUCUCCUACUCAACGCCCGCAGCAAGGGCUGA